AGGAGAUCGUGCAACACCAAAUUAAUGAGGUUCUGCAUGGCACCUUCUCUGCAAACCAGGCUAUGGAUACAAUUAUUUCAUCUUAAGCCAGAUCUCUCCUUCUGUUCUUCAUGGUGAUGAUAUGACUGCUGCCAGUAUGUUUCAGGUCCAUUCCCUCCUGGGUUAUCUUAAAACUAAUCCUGCAAGUGUAUUUUAUUAUAACACUGAACCUAAUGAGAUGUGAUGGAUUUCCGAGGCAAGAAAUAUGAGCGUGGGAGUAACUGGUCAGAUCCUGAGGUGGUGGAGCUGCUACAGCUUUGGGCUGAUGAGUCCGUUCAGAUGGAAUUGGAGAGUUGUCUGAGAAACCAGCAUGUCUUCAAUAGGAUAGCUGAAGUCUUAAGGGAAAAGGGUAUUCACAGAACAGGAGACCAGUGCAGGGAGAAGAUCAAAAAAAUGAAACUUGAAUACAGAAGAAUUAAGGAUAACAACAAGAUCUGUAGGGGAGGAAGGACUUGGAAAUUUUUUGAGGUGAUGGAUAGGGUGUUGUCAAACAGGCCAAAUAUUUGUUACAGUACUGUGGGUAACACUGUGAUAACACAGCAGAUACCACCAGGUGUUCUGGCAGCAGGAGAUGGGUACAUUCAUCAUCAUCACCACCAUCAUCUUACUUCUCCUCCACAUGGUAUUUCUCAUUCACACCAUCCGCAGGAACUAAUGGAUAUUAAAUGUGAAGAAGUAGACUCGGACGAGCGCAGUGAGACACCUGAACCACCCCCUUCUAUUGUACUUCAGCAAACUGGGGAUGAUCAUGGAAUAGAUGGGAGUCUGUUGGAAGGGGGACAUCAUGACGGGUCACCAGCUGCUAGAGUGGACAAUCCCACGGAAAAUGCCAUUUCUCCAUCAGGUUAUAUGGACCCAAAUGUAAGUGGUACCUCCUCUGGGAUACACACCUCUGGACCUGCCUUUUCUGCACUUCAUAGACUUCGCCGGAAAAGGAAGCCCCCCCGAGUGAAGGAUCCUUUGGAUGACAUUCUUCUCAAAUUUCUAACAGCACAAAGAGUUGUGGAGGAGCGUUUCCUGCAAAUGGAGGAACGAAGAAUGCAGCGGGACAUGGAACUGGAAGACAGGCGGCUGCAGCUGGAGCAGCGUCGGAUGGAACUGGAGAGGGAGCAUGAGUACAGAAUGUUCACUACAUUUGCUCAGAUGGUGAAUGCACUUCGGCAUGGUGGCUCCAUGCAGACCUUGGGCUUGGACCUCAGCCAGGCCUUCCCACAGUCUUCUGGCCAAGCUACAGAGACAGCUGGUCCUCCACCCUCGGCUUCUACCUCUAAAGAUGGUAGCAGUAGGGUAGUGCAACAUCAGAGUAAAUCUCUACCUAAUGGACUGAAAGAUGUUAUGUCUGAUGUAGAACUUAAUCCAACAUUCCAACAACCUGAAUUUAGCAUUUAUUUAUCAAAGAGAGGAAAUGAAAUUGUUAAUUCCUGUGGAAUAAUUCAGGAAGGUUAUGCUGCCUACCAUGCAGAUAAGCAUGAUGAAGAUAAAAACCCUAAUGGCAUUAUUAAUCUGGGAACUAGUGAGAACAAGCUGUGCUUUGACCUGCUUUCCAAAAGGUUGACGCAGGCUGACAUGUUUCAGAUAGACCCCCCACUCUUGCAGUAUCCUGACUGGAAAGGACAUGAGUUCCUCCGAGUGCAAGUGGGAAGGUUUUUGACGUACUACUGUAAGGCAUCAGUGCCCCUCAAGCCUGAGAACAUCGUGGUAGUUAAUGGCUGUGGUUCUCUGUUUUCUUCACUGUCCGCUGUGCUCUGUGAUCCUGGAGAUAGAAUUCUACUACCUGCUCCAUACUAUGGUGUCAUCAAGGAUGAUAUCUUUUUCUACAGUACAGUCAAACCACUCCUUGUGCAUUUGGAGAGCAAAGUGACGGAUGGAGAUAUACGUCCAUUUCAACUAACAGUGGGAAAGCUUGAAAAAUCAAUGCAAAUCGCACAGUUACAGGGUACCAGGGUCACGGCCAUGAUUUUGACAAAUCCCCACAAUCCUUUGGGUGAUAUUUAUUCAGCAACAGAAAUGAAAGAGUUUCUUGAAUUUGCUAAAAGAUACAAAUUGCAUGUAAUUGUGGAUGAAGUGUACAUGUUAUCGGUAUUUGGUGAUGUGGACUCAUUCCAAAGUGUCCUCAGCUUUGACAAGCUCCCUGAUCCACAGAGAACCCAUGUAAUGUGGGGAAUUAGCAAGGAUUUUGCAGCCAGUGGAAUUCGCGUUGGUACACUGUACACUGAGAAUACAGAUGUUAUCAGUGCCCUUGGCCAGUUGUCGUGCUUCCAUGGUGUUCCAGGUCCCACACAACAUAUGAUAGCACAGUUACUGAGAGACCGAGAUUGGAUCAACCAAGUGUUUUUGCCAACAAAUCGAGCCAGAUUGAAAACUGCCCACAAGUGUAUAACAAAUGAAUUCACAGCAAUGGGCAUUCCUUUCCUGAACCGGCACGCAGGCCUCUAUAUCUGGACUGAUUUUAGAAAGUACUUAAAGAAUCCAACAUUUGAAGAAGAGGAAAAACUAUGGAAACGGUUCCUCGAUAAUAAAAUUCUUCUCACCAGUGGGAAGUCAUUUGGAUGCUGUGAGCCUGGGUGGUUCCGUGUUGUAUUUGCUGACAAAACUCACCUGCUGCAGUUAGGAAUGCACAGGCUUAGAAAGGUUCUGGAAGAACAAGAUUCAGAAAUCCAGUCAAUUGAAAGGGGACCCAUUUCUGAUUCUGAGAAUAGAACCAAAAUUGCUGAGGAUGUCAUUGAAAUUGGUGUCCAGCUAUCUCCUCCAGAUCCUGCUCUUGAUGGUCUAAUUGGACUUCUGCGCCAACAGAUCCGAACAACUGACUGGUUACAGAGAAACACACCUGAACAUUUUGCUCAAGAGAAUCCAGAAGUUUAUGAAGUUUUCUGUAAACUUGCAGAGAAAUAAUCUGCUCCUGUAAUUUCGGAGAAUGCAUUAAUUGGAAUGCACGAGUGAUUACUUUCAAAUUUGUUAAAUGCUUGUAGGUCAUUUCACAUGACCCUCCCACACUUACUGAUGGGUUGGCAAAAUGUCUUAACACUGAAGUGGUGCUGUAUAACACUGCUGUUAUUUAUAAGUUGUAUUUUUUCAUCUGUCUCUAGUUUCGCUGUGCACUCCACCCUCCCCAGUACAAGAAAACUCAUUUAUUACUAUAACCAAGACCCCUUGUCUUGUCAUAUGAUGCAUUCGCAAGUUUCACUGUCACGAGACCAUAGCAUUGUCAAUAGUCACAAUUUCAUUAAUUGAUUUUGAAUUGAGAUUAAAGGGAUGGGGCGACAGAGGAAAAUAAACUAUAAAUCCCUGUCCUUCUCUCCCUAUGAAUCUCACACAUCGAAUGGUGUAAAGUGCAUAAAGCGUUGCUAACACUCAGGAUAUUAUUUUAAGUAAUUAAGAGACAAGAUAGAGGAAUGCUGAGAAGCUCAGUAUAUUCUGCUUAUUUUUAUGUCCACUUAAUGAUUGAAAACAUUACUUUUUUUUUAUAUUUUCCAAUAGAAAACAGUUGAUCUUAAAAAUACUUUGCUAGUAUUGCCAUCCAUUCAUAGAGUCCCCAAACCAGCUGAUCUAUUCACAUAUUGCUAAAUUAUAUAAAAUCCUAGUUCAUAAAGAUGAUUUUUAUUCACCAAUAGGACAAAAAUAAAGAUUUUCUAUCUUGUGCUUUAGGUAGGAUAUUAUUAUUGCCAUCUCUGCACCUCUUGUUGCAAAAUGCCUUUGUACAAAAUUCAAAUAAUUAUGAGGCACCAAUACAAAGCAAUCUGACCAUUCUAAAGUAUGGGUCCUAAAGCAUCUGAGAAAAAGGGAGUGACUGUUCGCCUUCAUUCCCACUGAAACUAAUGAAAUGUUAUAGCCAUCCCUCUAAUCAACAAGACACACAGACCAUGUACAACGUUCAUUACCAUGGACUUUAUAUCUGCAUCUAUUAAAAGAACAAGGUGUUUGCCUACACAAAUAAAGCUACGGGUUCAUUUCCUCAUGGGUCAAGUUUUGCAAUAAAACUAAUUUACAGAGCUGCUUAUCUUUAGAUCUCCAGAAAGUAUUGAAUGUCAACAAAUAUCUAUAUUUUAGAAUUGGUCAGAAAAAAAUUAUAUCUACCAUGAGUAGGAGAGGGGGAGGGUAGAACCUGGGUGUCACAGUGAUUGAGGUAAUUGUAUGUUGUAAUCUCUGCCUCUUAUGGACCCUCCAGUUGCUUUGCCGCACUCUUGGUGGCUGUGCCUUCAAUCAUCAAGACUCUAUUCUGUGGAAAUCUAUUCCUACGGCUGUUUGCCACCUCCCUUCUCCUUUAAGAUUCUCAAAACAUACCUUUUUGCCAAAGCAUUUAGUCACCCAUUCUAAUAUCUCCUCCAUUUGGCUUGCUGUCAAUUUUGGUUUGUUUGCCCUCCUAUAAAGCGCAUUGGAAUGUUUCACUUUGUCAAAGGCACUAUAUGAAUGCAACGUGUUACAUUAAUGACACUGGGAGCAGAAUGUUUUCUCUAAUUGCCAAUCUGCUGUGCAAAUCAUAUUGUGAGCAUUUUUUUUGUAAUGCAUUUGCAAUUUCACUAAGUAAAGCAAGUGUUGGAAAUUAUACACAGCUAAACACAGCAAUCAGAGGAAAUCUUCCAGCUGCUGCUUCAUUCUGUUAUUUGGGCUGCAUUGAAACCAAGUUCACUAUAUGAAGUUCCCUUCUCUUUGCUGACUGGAAGGAUUCUCAAUGAAAUGGAAACUCAAUCCAAUUUCUGUUGGACAUGAGACUGAAGUACUAAACUGCCAGUGAUUUGCCUCAACAGCAUUUGGCAAUCUCGUCCCAGAGCCACCAAAUGCCUGAAAUGAUGAAAAGGAAAUGUGGUGCUAAUGUUUUGUCAAUUCUAUUUUGAGCUCAGCAGUUCAAGCAUAGAGGAGAAAAUUUUAUUCUGAAUCUGACCUGUUAUUACUCAAAUUGGCAAUGCUUUCUGUUGCUAUUGGUGCUUAAUGUGACCACAUGUUCUUUUCCCCAGCUUUGACCUCCCUCAGCUUGAUUAUUAAAACAUGGUGGUGAUAUGUAUUUUAUAUUUUUGAUAAACCUCUGCCACCCGUACAGGUGUCAAUUCUGUAAAAUUAACUCCAGUGCUGUUCUGUGGAACUAGUGAGGAUUCCAGUUUAGUCAUUGUGUUCAGCUUGCAAAUAAACUAAAUUCCAAAUGAACUAUAUUAGCCAUAAUUGUGAAUGAUGGGGCACGUUUCAGGUUUUAAAAGGUUGGUGAAGGGCACAAGGCUUUCCAUUCAAUGCUUCUCAUGACUACUUAGCAGUUGAAGCUGAUGUAUUAAUUGAAUUGUUAUUCAGUGUAAUGUAUAUUUUUGUGUAUUUUUAGAGAGAAGGAGGGAGUGCUCAUGAGAGCAACAAAGAAGUCUUUUCUCAUGCAUCUAAUGUUCAAAAGCUUUCAAACUUGUAUGUAUUUAGAAUGAUGAAAAUCGUGAAGUUGAACGUAGCAGCAAUGAAGUAAAAAUGAAAAAAAAUCUACAAAUCAAUCAGACUUGAAUUAUUAACCUGAUUUUCUUAGUUGCUGAUUGUCCAUUUCUAGCAUCUGUUCUUAGUUAGUUUCUGAUGUUUUUAUCUCCACGGCGGAAUGUUGACCUGCUGUUCAAUGAAACAGGUAAACAGCAACUUCGUUUAGUUUAGCUCAUUUAUGUCUUGCAAAUUUAUGGGUCAAAUAAAAUUCCUGAUUUUAGGAAGAAGUUCAUAAUGGCCACAGAAAACUGCCGUCAAUAAACAAGUCAUGAUAAGCAUUGAAAUCUUAUCAUUUAAUUCCCUGUGGGAAAGACUAUACGUGACUGUGACUGCCAGAAACAUGUUAGCUUCUCCCUGUCGCUCUCAUGAAUGAAAUCAAAGGUUGGCUCCUUAGUUGUGGCUUUCAGUUGUUUUGAAUGGAAGCAAAUUGUUGAAGGAAAAAGGACAGACUUAGUGAAGGUAGUGUACACAGCAUGAUUGUAAAUGUUUAUAAACUAUUAUGAAGACCCUGCACUGUAUUUCACAUAAGCCUAGAGUUUUAAGAAUAAUAAGGAGAUGGUGUUAGGGAUUAGAGCAAUCUAAACUUUGAAAAAAAUCCCUCAAACAUUUAUCUGGAAGGACUCUCAAAUUUAUGUUUCAGUGCAUCAUGGGGAAUACUCCUGUUUUAUGAUCUGUUGAAAAUUAUUUUUCAGUUUGUUGGGUUACAUUGGGAUUUCAUGGCCAAUUUGAAGCUGUUGAUUAUGUUACUCUAGAAGAUGUUUUUAUUGCAGUAAAAUUAUGCUGCUUUUACUUUGAAGUGUUAUUUGUAUAGAACAAAGAAUAUUUUACAUUAUUACAUUUGAAUAUGAAUUAAUAUCCACUGCAUGUCAGUUGUUUAAUUUUUAAUAACUUUUAAUUGCAUUUUAUGCCAUAUUUAUUUAAACCUAUGUUGCAAUGUUUGCAUGCCUCAAUUAUUUAUUUUGUUUUGAGCAAUUCUACAUGUGGCGUGGAAAUUAGUUUUGUAGGAGAAAUUUAGGUUUUGUCAUUUGAACAAGGACUGUGCUUUGAUUCUUUUUGGAGGAAACUUCCAUUUUUUAUUUAUGCGAAUGCUUUGCUGAAACACCUUGAUUUAUAUUUGCCAUUGAUGUCAGGGUAUAAAUCACAAUUUGAAGCCUGUCAAAAUCCCUGCAAAAAUGGGUAUUGACUCAUACACCAAGUACACGCAAAAACAUGAUUUCUGGGGCUGGGAAACUGGGGCUCUCUUAUAUAUGAAGUUGACUUACACAGCUCAAUUUAGGGUAAUAUCUGUUCUUGGUCAGUUUGAUUUUGAAGGUAAAAGCAACUUAAACAAUGUCAUUGAAGAUUUUAAUCUUUACAUGUCUCCUUUUCAGAGAAUAUUUCUGAUGUUGUUACAGCUAUUGUCAAGAACACCAAAGUUGUCUUUUUUUCACCGAAGUAUUUUUUGUGUUCAAUUUAGACAAGAAGUGAUUAAGUAGGAAAAAAUGUUAACAUUUUUGGCAUAGUCUCAUCUGAAAGUGUUUUCUAGAAAUGUUAUCCAUCUUUUCUCUUUAGAGGUAGAGUUUUAAGGGUGCUGUGAAUUCCCAGCAUUUGGAUAAAUACUUGAAAGAAAAAAUGCAGGGGAGUGAGACAUAGAAUAGCCUCACCAAAGAAUGGGCACGAUAGGCUGAAUGGGAUCUUUGUGUGCUGUAUCAUCCUGCAAUUCUAUGAUUUUCCAUUUUUAUUUCAGAUUUUAAGCAUUUGCAGAUUUUUUUCCUUUUUUCUCUAAAUAUUUAGUUUCCAACAUGGGAUUCAUCAAGGUAUAGUUAACAAAGCUUGCUAGUGAAAUCCAGUUCAACAGUCUAAUUACAUUGCACCUUCAUAAUUUAUAUCACCUGACCUUUUCUAAAUGUAACUCUUAUGCAGGAAGAGAACAAUGUUUUGGAGGAAUAAAUUCUCACAAUGCACAGUGGAGUUCUUUUGCAUUGCUAAUUGGCAGAGUGAGAUGUGAGGUUAAAUUGAUGGCAGUGUGACGUUCAAAUCCAUCUUGUGUGAAAAGUUUACGGUAACGUCCAGAGUGUAUUUGCUGAUUUUGAAAACAUGGCUAUUAAUCAACUUCUUGUUGUCUAGAAUGAAUGAGAAGCAAUGACUUGCUUGAAAUGGGGAUUUAAAAAAGAUAAAAUUUAACUAAUUGAGAAGCACUUCUCACCAUACUCUGUCACACUAACCUGACCAUGUGUGAAAACAUUACCUUCCUGCUUAUUUCACACUAAGCCUUGAAACUUGAUCAAAUUACUGGAGUUUGCAUUCUCUCAUGGUAGCAAACAUACUACAGAGUACCGAAGUGUGAUUUUUUUUAAAGCAUUGGCCUGUCUUUCAUUUUUCUUUCAUUCAGUAACGUAUAACGUUCCAUUCAGUAAUUCAAAUGGCUUCAUUAUCUGAGGGAUACAAACAUGAUGUGUCACUUCUCUUACUAUAAUCUUGUCACAGCUACCAGGUCCCCAGGUGGCUUAGCUACUGUACCUGGAGCUAAUGUAUGUGGACAUUAAGUGAGGUUUAAUUGUGCAUCUAUGUAAUGUGAAUCCUGUCGAGGGAGCGAAGGCAAUUGUAUUUCCUGUAAAACGUAUUACAUCCGGUGCUGUAUUAUAAUGAUUCAACAUGAUAUGUAUGGUUAUAGAUUGUGUAAACUAUUUGAAACGUCACUUUUUAAUGUAAUCAUUAUUAGAAAAUUAGUUUUUAUUUUGUACCAUGUAUCUAUAUGUCCAGUAAAAUUAUACAUUAUUGCAACUUUAA
Messenger RNA from Carcharodon carcharias (great white shark), 8250 nucleotides. It is a transcript of the gene accs, whose product is annotated as 1-aminocyclopropane-1-carboxylate synthase homolog (Arabidopsis)(non-functional). The record is from RefSeq and is a predicted model, not a curated record. Lineage: Eukaryota; Metazoa; Chordata; Chondrichthyes; Lamniformes; Lamnidae. Gene Ontology annotation, biological process: biosynthetic process; amino acid metabolic process. Gene Ontology annotation, molecular function: pyridoxal phosphate binding; transaminase activity. Bases 223 to 2931 code for a protein of 902 amino acids. The transcript is spliced from 17 exons.